AUGGUCGCCUUCCUUUCUUUCGUUAUCCCUUUUCUUCCCCUUGUAGCAAGUUUUGUGCACCCUGGCCUCCUCGUCUCCGAUAGCGAUAUCUCUCGCACCCAGAAAAAGAUCAAGGCCAACCAGGAUCCAUGGACUGCAUCUUGGAAUACCCUGACCAGUCUCACAUUCUCUGACGCCAGCUACACUCCUUCCCCAGUCAGCGUUGUCUAUCGGGGUACCUGGGAUGGCCAUGCCGCGAACGCAGAGCUCCUCUGGCAUGAUGUCGCGGCAGCAUUCAAUCUAGGCCUACGCUGGAAAAUAUCCCGAAACAAAAGCUUUGCCGAUGCUGCUAGCAAUAUCCUACACUCAUGGGCAACCACUCUCACUGAAAUUGGCGGUGGCGACGACAAGUACCUCACAGCCGGCCUGCAGGGGUACGAACUCGCCAACGCAGCCGAACUCCUUCGCGACUAUCAGCCCUUCGUGGACGAUGUUCUCCCUGCUAUUGUGGAAAUGGCCAAUAAUAUCUUUAUCCCCAUGCACUACAGAUGGCUGAAACAUGAAGAGCCGUCCGAGCAUAAUGUUCUUCAUUUCUUCGCGAACUGGGAAUUGUGCAAUGUCGCUUCGGCGAUGGCUAUGGGUGUCCUAACCGAAAACCAAACAGUGUGGGAUUUUGCCGUGGAUUACUUCAAGUCUGGGGAUGGAACGGGCGCGAUCAACAAUGCUAUCGUCAACAUCGUUGAAGAGCCUGGCACUGGGGCUUUACUUGGCCAAGGCCAAGAGUCCGGUCGUGAUCAGGGUCAUUCAGCAUUAGACAUACAACUUCUCGGUGUUAUCGGGCAGCAGGCCUGGAAUCAAGGAGAGGAUUUGUUUGCCUAUAAUGAUAGCCGGAUUCUCCGUGGGACGGAGUACUUCGCAAGAUACAACCUUGGAAAUGACGUUCCCUUUGUCGACUACACGAACGGCAUAGUCAGUCACACAGAGAUCAGUAGUGCCUCCCGUGGGGCCAUUAGACCUACCUGGGAGUUGCUCUACAACCAUUAUGUUAUGAUGAAGCGAGUAGACGCACCUUGGACGACUCUCUACCUCAACAACUCUCUUGAGUAUUACGGUGGUGCGGAGGGCGGUGCGGGUUCCUGGGGAGAAGGGUCUGGCCAUUACGAUGGCUUGGGCUGGGGAUCAUUGCUCUACCACAUGGAUGAGUCUGAUGUGGUAGCUGCAGUCUCCUCCAAAUCUGCUUCACCUACGACAAGUUCCACAACAAGGGUGUCUACUACAUUGCACUGGGCUUCUACCGCAACGACCACAGCUUCUAGCGUAUCUAGCCAAAGUGCGCUUGUUUCGCAAUCAACCACCACCGAUUUUGCUGCUGUCUCCACUGCUUCGGGUACCGAAACAUUUGCAUCAUCAAGUAUUACUCCUCCAUCAUCUAUGAGCAGUACAACUUCAGCCAGUACAUCGGAAACUUCGCCUCCUACACCACUUGAUAUGCCACAGGAAGCUCCUCGCCAUAUUCAUCAUACUCAUCACCAUCACCAUCACGCCCCCAGUCAUCGACUCACCUCCGAUCCUCACGAAUUCUUUGCCUAUUUAGAAUCGAACAUGGCACACCCCGCAUCUACUCAGAGACGAUGCCUUUCUACGGUCGCCCCAGUAAAGCUUGCUGCAGUUUGUGAUCGGCUUGAGCCCGUGUGUUCCCAAUGCAGGAGAGCGGGCAAGCCAUGUGGCGGUUAUCGGGACGUGCCGUCUUUUAUGUUCCGUGACGAGAAUGGCAGGGCAGCUCGACGAAGUGCAGAAGCAAAAGCGAAGACUGAGGCCCGUCGAAAAUUGGAGGAUAGUGCAACUCUAGAAUCUGAUAUAUCCACCCCCGGCUCGGGAGCAGAUCAUUCACCGUCAGAUGCACUAGUGUGCAGGAGCAGGGGCCAACAGAUCAUGACUCCGAGAAUUAUUGCCCCGCUAUCUAUCCCAUUGGAGGAUCAGGGGUUGAGGUUCUUUGUUAACAGUUUUGUGACACGGAUGGCCAGCAGAACAGGUCGCUCUCUACAUGCAGAUACUAUGCAGCCGUCUCCUCAUCUUGGAGCAGUUGCUCUCGAUCAGUCGAGUCGAGAUGCUCUCGUCUCGGUUGGCCUUGCUGCCUUGUCCAAUGUCAAUAAUGACAGAGAACUGCGGAUAUUGUCUCGAGAGAAGCAUGCCAUGGUCAUAAAGGCCGUACGAGAAAUAGUGGAGAACCCCACCCAGGCCAAUCCCGACAGAACGUUUCACUUGAUCAUAAUGCUGAGUUUAUACGAGAUGGUCAGCUGUACCCCAAGCCAGCUUGAUUCUUGGAUAGUACAUCUGGAUGGUGCGGCUGCCUUACUUAAACAAUCCACCUUUCGUCUAUCGCUCAAGAACUUGGACCACCGAGCCCACUUACAAUUCUACUUUGUUUCAAUUGCCAGAUAUUUCUCCAAGAGGGUUGUCUCCCCAGAUCUACUGAACUGGUCUCCUGAUCUCGUACCAUCUGCGCCACCGGAGAUCUUACCGGGCAUCGAUCUGGUUGACAUACUCGUAAGAUUUACGAAGUUCGAUGCAUAUGUGCAUCACCGAAAGCCGGACGCCAGAGCAGUAGUGGACUCAGCACUACUAUUUGAAGAUGAACUCCGCGGGUGGGAAGCCCACCUUCCAGUUGACUGGCAAUUUACUGUGAAAGAAUCCAUAUCAUGCGAGUACACCUUCCAUGGCCAGUAUCAUGUCUACAAGGACAUGUGGGUUGCAAGGAUUUUCAACCACUACCGCUGGGCACGACUGCUGGUCAACGAGACCAUCGUAUCCCAAAUUUCGAAAAUGACACGGCCCACAGCAAACGAUGCGAUUCAACGGCAGCGAGCAUUGCACACGAUUACUUGCAUGGCAAUUGAGAUAUGCACCGGAGCUGCAAGUCAUGAAGCUAUCUCCGGGCAGGGAGUUGCCGAAGACCCAUCACAUAUACCCCUGUUGAAUGGUACCUUCAUGUUGCUUUUCCAAUUAGGAAUUGCCGGAGGCGCGGCAGGGACCCCUGAUGAGGUUCAUGAUUGGGUUGUUGGAGCCUUUGAGCGAAUAGGAUGUACGAUGGGGAUCCGGCGAGCUUUCGAAAUGAUACCCCAACUGAAGAAAUCAGUCGGGAAAUGGAAACUAGAUCAGAAGCUGUGGAAUAGCGUACAUGGGUAUAAAUAG
Penicillium verrucosum is the source of this 3171-nucleotide messenger RNA. Its product is annotated as Chondroitin AC/alginate lyase. Gene Ontology annotation, molecular function: lyase activity; DNA-binding transcription factor activity, RNA polymerase II-specific; zinc ion binding. The record is from RefSeq and is a predicted model, not a curated record. The transcript is spliced from 5 exons. Gene Ontology annotation, biological process: regulation of DNA-templated transcription. Gene Ontology annotation, cellular component: periplasmic space. Bases 1 to 3171 code for a protein of 1056 amino acids. Lineage: Eukaryota; Fungi; Ascomycota; Eurotiomycetes; Eurotiales; Aspergillaceae.